Messenger RNA from Anopheles coluzzii, 4540 nucleotides. RefSeq lists its product as uncharacterized. Gene Ontology annotation, molecular function: serine-type endopeptidase activity. The coding region runs from base 961 to 3129 and encodes 722 amino acids. The record is from RefSeq and is a predicted model, not a curated record. Gene Ontology annotation, biological process: proteolysis. The transcript is spliced from 6 exons. NCBI's taxonomy places the organism in Eukaryota, Metazoa, Arthropoda, Insecta, Diptera, Culicidae.
GCGAAUAAAUUGCUAAAAUAAAUGGGAAUAAAAACAAUACAAUAUUUAUUCAUAUGUGCACGAUAGAUAUCUAUUCACUCGUAUUCUUUUUCCUCUCUCUCUCUCUCUCUCUCUCUCUCUCUCUCUCUCUCUUUCGAUCUCCUUCAUAUUCUUUCUUUCUCCCUUUAUCCUUUCUUCCUAUUCCCUUCUACUCUCCCUUCUCUUUCUCUCCCAGCCUUCCAGUUUCCCCAUCGUAUUUUGCCGAGUUCCGAACUUGCGACCUUCACGCCCGACCAAUACAGCACCACACAGCACACUGCACCAUCCGCAACCGAUUGUAGGUGUGUGUUUACCCUGCAGCACUGUGGCAAUCGAAAGCGACGAACCCCUUUUCUCGCUAGAGCGCACCGCACCGCAAUGAAGGGGGCUUUCCCUCUCCAUAGCGCCGAUGCGCGAACGCAAAGCAAACCGGCCGCUGUGCCGCUGAAGAAAUGGUGUGGAGAAAAGCACGCCACACCGAAGCGGCAGCGAUCGUCCGUACGAUCUUGCGCGCGGCCCCGGCAAACCCGAUCGAAACGUGCCGCGCACCGGACGUCUUUUGAACGCGAGCGCGUGUGCGUUGUUGUGUGUUGUUUGGGUUUGGAAGCUGCGAUCGGCGAUUGAUCAUACAUCGUCGCCCGUGGCAACGUGUCCGGCAUCUUAGAAGGUUUGUGUGUGUUUGUGUGUGUGGCUGUGUUUGGUUGAAAGUUGUGUUUAGCAACGGGGUGCAGUUUCGGUUUUUUGGCGUUUGCACAUUUCCGGCAUGCGCUUUCGGUGAGUUGCAGUGGAGAGAGAAAAAAAAAAGCAAAAAACGCACACAAACAACAGCAAAAAGCUGUUGCAACCAAGCAAAACCGAAGCCAGAAGAUUCCAAAGAAGACACAGUGGGUCCCAGCCGCAUUUACGGACGCAAAUAUCUCCGGAGACGCUUCUGGAGCAACGAUGGGAUCGGCGGUGCGGCAAAAUGUGCUGCCACUCGCAGCGGUGUUGCUGGUGACAGCAUUGCUCCUGUCCCACGUCCUGGUGCGGGGCGACUCUUCGCACGGCGCAAGGGGCCGGGGAUCACCGGCCCUGAUCGAUUCCGGCAUUCGAGCUGGGUCACGAUUGCCGGUGGUUCCUGUUGCCGGAGCGAAGGUGACGAAGCUACGGCCGGUGGGCAAGCAGCGUCCCGCUGAAGAGGAGGACGAUGAUGACGAUGACGACGAUGACGAUGAUUACUUUGACUUUGGACUGGAUGACGAUGAUGAUGACGAUGAUGAUGAUGACGAGGAGGAGGAGGAGGAGGAGGAGGAUGAAGAAGAGGAGCAGCUGGUGCCCUCUGCUCCAGUAAGACCAGAACUUCCGGUGGAAACGAGCACCACCCGAGCGAGAUUGCUGUCCGAUGCGGCGUUUAACAAGAUUUCCGAGACGCUCGGUGCGCUCAAUACGGUCGGGCGGUACAUUGUGAACAUUACCAAGGGACAGGAAGCGAGUGCCAUCACGCAGGUGGAUCCGGGCACGAAGGAAACGGUCCCGGAAGCACUGCUCACCCUUACGAAGACGGUUCUCGGGCAAAACAUCACCAAAUCGUUCGAACCACUGAUCAAGCGUGUGGGCACGGGUGGCGGAGAGCAGGAAACGGUCAGUGCGGUCACUUCCGCAUCGCUGGUGAUCGUGUCGUCCAGUACGCCGGAACCUGCCCUUGCAACGUCUACGGUGGAAUCGCUCGCCGUGGCACAGCGGAAGGAAGACAACGAGGUGACGCUCGGAGGUGGCGUGACGGAGACUAAGAUCACUAAGGUUCCGGCCAGUGGAGCAGUGUCGGAGCAAAAGAAGAAAAAGAAGAAGAAGAAGAAGAACAAGGUCAAGCGCAAGGAUCCGGCCCAUCAGGAGGUUCGCACGACGACGACUAGCACCACGACGCGCAGACCGGACCCGGCCCCAAGCAACAAGAUCGUUGAAUCGACAAAGGACAUUGAAAACCGGUGCCGCACACCGGACGGUCGCCCGGGAAGGUGUGAAGAUCUGAGCACCUGUCCGGGGUUGCUGCUCGAUCUGAGCCAUCUGCGCGAGUCACUCUGCUUCAAGAGUCUGUUUGUGCCGGGCGUUUGCUGUCCGAUCACGACGACCAGCACUGUGCUGACGACACCACGGCCACCCUCUCGGCCCCAGCAAUCCGGUGGCAGCUUAGUGCUCAGCCCGGUCGCUAAACCACCGGCCACGACCACAACAACGACGACGACGACGCCCACCACCAAACGGCCGCUGGUACCGGUGUACACCGUCUCUCCCGGCGAGGAGGGCAGCGCGUUAUUGUCCGCCACGCUGAAACCGAUCGACAACAUCGUCGAUCCGGACGACUGCGGUCAGCAGGAGUACUCGUCCGGCCGGAUCGUCGGUGGCAUCGAGGCUCCGACCGGCCAGUGGCCCUGGAUGGCGGCCAUCUUCCUGCACGGCACGAAGCGGACCGAGUUCUGGUGCGGUGGAUCGCUGAUCGGCACGAAGUACAUCCUUACUGCGGCCCAUUGUACGCGCGAUUCGCGCCAGCGACCGUUUGCCGCCCGCCAGUUCACCGUCCGGCUGGGCGAUAUCGACCUGUCCACGGACGGGGAGCCGUCGGCACCGGUGACGUACAAGGUGACGGAGGUGCGGGCCCAUCCGCGGUUUUCGCGCGUCGGUUUCUACAACGACAUUGCGCUGCUCGUGCUGGACAAACCGGUUCGUAAGUCAAAGUACGUCAUACCGGUGUGUCUACCGGGGCCGAAUCUACCGUCCAAGGAGCGGCUAGCAGGACGUCGAGCAACGGUAGUCGGCUGGGGUACGACUUAUUACGGCGGCAAGGAGUCGACGAAGCAGCAGCAAGCGACCCUGCCCGUCUGGCGCAACGAGGACUGCAACCGGGCGUACUUCCAGCCCAUCACGGACAACUUCGUGUGCGCCGGCUUCUCGGAGGGCGGCGUGGACGCGUGCCAGGGCGAUUCGGGCGGUCCGCUGAUGAUGCUGGUCGAGGCGCGCUGGACGCAGGUCGGUGUCGUCUCGUUCGGCAACAAGUGCGGCGAACCGGGCUACCCGGGCGUGUACACGCGCAUCAGCGAGUACAUGGAGUGGAUAAGGGAGAACACGAAAAAGUAAAGGCCAUAGUGUGUGCACAGGAGAGUGCGGGGUGGGGGAUGAUAGGUCCCUUUCGGAUGAUGGUGUCCGGAGCACCAGAACAGUCCAGUAAGCGUAGAGUUUGGCAGUUGUUGGUUGUUUUCGGUUUUUUGUAUAUAAUUUAUUUCUGUGUAAUCCAUCCCUUCUUUCCCCAACUUCCUCGCAAAGUUCUUACGUUUCGGCUAGCCUCUUCCCUCCCCCUCCCCCUCCCCCCAUUCUCCAGGUUUUCUUUUGCGUUUUGCGCUCCGCUCGGUAAUCAAUUAGUUGUUAGCCCAGCUUUAUUCUUUUAUGUUUGUUUAUCCUAAUUUAUAAACUAACUUAUACGAGACCUACGCAUCGCUUAGUAAGUUGAGAGACAGACAGAGCGAGAGAGCGAGAGAGUGUGAGAGAGUGGUGUGUUUCUGAGCAUUCCUGUUUUCUGAGCCUUCCUGCGUCUAAUUGAUAACGGCGAGAAGGAUAGGGCAACGGAGGGCAGUAAUAGCAGUAGUGAGCGUGAACGAGGCGGAAAGUUCAGCUUCAUAAUCAAUUACAUAAGGUAGAAUAAGUAUAACAAACGGCAAACGGCUCUUUAGCGUCGAGCAACGGUGCGACGAGCUGGGCUGGAAAGGUGGAACAACUGGUGGGAGCGAAGAGCGCUUCAACCCUUUUCAAUAUGCAUUAAUGGAAACAACAAGAGCUCGCGCAACACAGGCGAGGCGAGACACGCACGUCACGGACGAAAUUGACGAAAAUGUGGAAAAACAACACAUAGCUUUCCCAGCCCAAAACGGUGAAAUAUUUCAGUGAAAUUAAAUGAGAAAACACGCGCGCAUUUUGCAACAUAUACUCAACGGUUGUUUCAUUUUGUAUGUUUUUUUACAUGCUAUUUCUUAAAGUGAAAUGCACUUUUGUUUACAUUCCAUCUCACACCCUCUCCCUCUCUCCCCCCCCCCCCCUCCUCACCCGCUGUACAACAACGUACCCUUUUUAACCCCCUUCCAUUCCGAAUUGUCCACCCAUUUCUGAUGCAGGUUUUUGUACCGCCACCCAUCUACUACCGAGCGCUGGGAUCUACAAAGAAUACCCUUCCCUUCCCUUCGUCUCAUGGCACGUUGUCAUAGUAACCACCGAAACACACUGCUCUACUGAUCAAUAUAGACAUUCGACGAUCUUUCCCCCCCUAGUAGCCACGAGGGUGGUAGUAGGGGGUGCAUUGGGGCGGGGCGGGAAAUUGUUUGAGUUGGGGCUUUCUUCCUUUUUGUUUUGUAACAUGAAACGUUUAAAGAUUCGACACUAGUAUUUUACACAAGUACAUCAUUACGGUAGCUACAGUACGGAUACGACGUCCCUUCCGACAUUUCCCUUUCCCUGGUGCUGAUAUAUGUAUCAUCUCCCCCCCCCCCCCUCCCUCCCC